Messenger RNA from Labrus bergylta (ballan wrasse), 2233 nucleotides. Its product is annotated as phenazine biosynthesis-like domain-containing protein 1. The record is from RefSeq and is a predicted model, not a curated record. NCBI's taxonomy places the organism in Eukaryota, Metazoa, Chordata, Actinopteri, Labriformes, Labridae. Gene Ontology annotation, biological process: biosynthetic process. Gene Ontology annotation, cellular component: cytoplasm. Gene Ontology annotation, molecular function: isomerase activity.
AGUCCGCUGACAGCACUGAGACAACAGAGUCCACAUCGUCCUCAGUGGAAACUUCAGUUUCAACCCCGCUUACAGUGUACAAUGGAGAUUUCAGUAUUUACGGUAGAUGCCUUCACCAAUUUACCUUUCAAAGGUAACCCCGCGGCUGUUUGUCCACUUUUGCAUGAGCUGAGUGAUGACUUAUAUCAGAAGAUAGCUACAGAGAUGAACCUGGCAGAAACAGCCUUCAUCACCAAGAUCAACCCCUCUGACAAUUUCACAACAGGAUCAAGGUUCCGCCUUCGAUGGUUUACACCCACCAAUGAAGUGAAUCUGUGUGGUCAUGCAACUCUGGCCUCUGCAGCAGUGCUGUUCCAGAGUAAGAAAAAUGAGAAUUCUGUACUGGUGUUUGAGACCAGGAGUGGAGACCUGGCUGUCACCCAGCAGGGCGAGCGGUACAUCAUGGACUUUCCUCUUAAUCCGCCUGCCCAGGAGGAUCCCAAUGACUUUAAAGACAUCAUCAAGGCUGCAGUGGGAAAUCACCCAAUCCAGGAUGUUUACCUGUGCUCCAACACCAAGAAACUUAUGGUUCGACUGGCUGACAGCUGUGACAGGUCAGUGCUAACCAGUCUGAAGGUUGACCCUGUGGCUCUUCAGAGCAGUGAGAGGAGCGGGAGAGUUAAAGGACUAAUCCUCACUAUGAAAGGAUCCCCAGACUGCCAGCCAGGAUACGACUUCUACUCUAGAUAUUUUUCCCCAUGGAAUGGCAUCCCUGAGGAUCCAGUCACAGGUUCUGCCCACACUGUGCUAGGAAGUUACUGGUCUAAGAAACUGGGAAAGAAGAAACUGCUGGCUUACCAGUGCUCUCGACGAGGCGGGGAGCUGGAACUAGAAGUGAGAGAGGACGGAAGAAUCAACAUAGCUGGACAUGCUGUCUUUGUACUGCAGGGAACAAUCACACUGUAGCCACACACACGCAAAGGAGAGGGCCAUGGAUGAUGGAACAUAGUUAUGUAGCUCAUUUGAUGAAAGGUGGUUCAAAUAAAAUAAAACAAUGUCCUCCAGAUCGAUUAUAACUACUAGAACAUCACUCAUGCCAACAUAUUACAGGAUGGAACAAGGAGCUCAAACUUUAUUUGUACUGGAAUUAUUUAUUCAUAAAACACAACAUCAUCACCACAUUAAGAGACAAAAACAAAACACAAACAAAGCAUUGAAAUAUUGCAUUCAACCAAUCACAGGCAGAAUCACAGUUACUCUGGUCACUUUCUGGUGCUUUCAUCACAGGAAGUUAAUCAACAGUGAAAUAAUCCCAGCUCAUUAGCAUGUGCAGAUGGUGAAAGUAGAUAGUGUAGUUUCCAACAACAUUGUUUUAUGAUACCAAAGAUUCUUUCUGUGAUCCUUCUGUCUGAACAGAUCUGAUCUUAUAUUCUGCUGUAUGCAAAGUAAUUCAACAAAAAAAAAGAAAAAUAUGGUAUGACUUGACAUUUUCUAUUACAGAUAGUAACCCACCUUUUUUGAAUAAAAAACAAAAUGCUUCUAAACCAUUUUUUCAGUUUUUUACUGAAGUAUAUAAAUAAAGUGAAGUGCCUUCAACUUAGUCAUUGUUAUCAUUGACGAUCAGUUGAUCCACUUUAUAAGAAAUCAGACAAAGCAGUAAUCACCUCUCCCUUCACACAACAUUCAUUCAAGUUUUAGAUGGUAAAAUAAAGAAUGUAGUUCAGACUUAAAAUAGUACGAGAUGUCGUGUUAUUAUAUCACAGCUUUACUUUUCAGCUUUCAGACUCAGGUUUUUCAUCCGUACAUUGACAUUCAGCCGACUGCAAGAAAUGUCAGAGCUUAUUUAAGCACUGUAGUCCAUUGACACUUAACUAUAAACAAAACUGGUUUGGUUUGUAAAGGAUCACGGAAAGCACCAGGAGUCGAGUCAGAUGAAACUAUAAGUUAAUAAACAGUAAAUAAUCUUAAAUGAGUGUUGAGGCUCCGUACCCUCAUCCAUCAGUGUCAGUUUAGCUGUACCAGAGGUUUAAAGUACUCUUGUGUGACUCUACAUUAGCCGUUUAGUUUCUCAAUUUCAUAUUUCAUAGCAUCAAUAUCAAGUAUUUUGCAUUGAAAACUGAUAAGCGUCUUUGUACAAAGCUGUGGCUGGAAGGUCUCUCGUUCACAAAGCUUGUUGAGGUUCAGUCUUGGAUCACGUUCAUGAGGACUGGCCUUCAGCCUCCACUCAUGUCAGUGAACAUUUUUCAAGUCAAAA